GAGGUUUACUAAAAGGGUCAAAAGCAAUAGCAGGAGAGUCUGCAUUUCGCAAUACACCAGAAGCAGAAGCGACAGCAAGAGGAGCUAACCUCUAGAGCAAUGGCAUCGUCAACUGCUAUUCGAGAACUACAGCGCGAUCUUGAGGACAAAGCUAAUGAUCUUAGCAAACUCCAAAAAGAUAUUGCAAAGAAUCACCAGGUCAGGAAAAAGUACACUGUACAGCUUGGCGAAAACGAGCUCGUACUCAAGGAGUUGGAUUUACUAAAUGAAGGUGCCAAUGUUUACAAGUUGAUUGGCCCUGUUCUUGUGAAGCAGGACUUGGCUGAGGCCAAUGCCAAUGUCCGCAAGAGAAUUGAUUAUAUCUCUGCUGAACUGAAGAGACUUGAUGCAACUCUUCAAGACUUGGAAGAGAAGCAAAAUAGCAAGAAGGAUGCGAUCUUAAAGUUACAACAAAGGAUCCAAUCUCUCCAAGCUGGAAAGGCCAAGGCAUAAUUUGGAAUGUUUUAUAAUUAAUAGACGUGUUACUCUUUUUGUUUUUGGAUCACUAUGCAAUUAACUUACAUGUGAAAAAUAUUGUGGUUUUUGGGGGACUAGAUGUUGAUUAUAAUUUCUAUAUGCUCUGCCAUGACACUGGAAAGAAAAAAGCAAUGACUUGGUCUUGGAAUUUGGAAGUGGAAAAUAUUGAGGCUUUUGUUCUAACUUGAGAACUAAGGCACUAAUUUUGUUGUGUUAUAUUCAGAAUAAGGCUCCGAUUUUGAAA
Molecule: messenger RNA, 760 nt
Organism: Hevea brasiliensis (rubber tree)
Lineage: Eukaryota; Viridiplantae; Streptophyta; Magnoliopsida; Malpighiales; Euphorbiaceae
Product: prefoldin subunit 6
Exons: 5
Coding region: 100-492 (130 amino acids)
Biological process (GO): chaperone-mediated protein complex assembly; protein folding
Cellular component (GO): prefoldin complex; cytoplasm
Molecular function (GO): protein-folding chaperone binding
Source: RefSeq, a predicted model, not a curated record